AACAUAAUUACACAUAAUAGUAACAAACUAGUUUUGCUUUAAACUCACAGAAAUCUGUCUGCCUCUGCCUCUCAAGUGUUGGUAUUAACACCCUUCCAUCAUGCUAGAUAAGCACUCUAUCAAACGAGCUACAUCCUCACCCCUUGGUUACAAUUUUUAUUUCAUGUUUUCAAAAAUCUUCCAUGUAGUGGCUCCGUUACUCUUACAGGCUGAUUAGUGGCAACCUCGAGUGUCAGGUAACCACUAGGUCAGCGAUGAGGCAAGGGGGUUUGGAGUGGGGUCCAGACCCUGGCUCCACUGCUUCCUUUGUGGGAGGGGAGGCUCCGGGCAGUCAAACUGUGCAGUCUGGGACUGGUGAGAUGGCUUAGCGGUUAAGAACACUGGCUGCUCUUGCAGUGGACCCUGAUUUGAUCCCAGCACCCACACGGCAUCUCAAAAGAACCUAUGAACUCUAUCUCCAUCCAAGGGAUCUGACUGUUCUGUCCGUCCUCCGCAUACACCUGCACUAACCCACAAGUAGACGCGCGCAUACACACACACACACACACACACACCUAUAUAAUUUGAAAAAAUGAUAUAUAUAUAUAUAUGAAAAAUGUGCAGUCCUGCCAAACCAAACGCGGUGGUAACCCACGCACGCAGAGGGCUUUCUGGACCUCUGCUCCGGGUAGGAAGGCGGGAAGAGGAGAGCAGCGCCGGGGAAACGCCCCGAUCGAUCGCUCUAGCGCACUGGGCGUGGUCAGAGGCGGGGCCUACGUCAUGACGGUCACGGCGGGGCCCCGCCCCCCGCAGCGGCGCGAGAUCCGAACGCGCGUCGGCGCCAACGGCGGCUGCAGAGGCGCGCGGAUCGCCGCCGUCAUGAGACGUAGAAGGCCGGAGAAGGAGGAGGAGAAGGAGGCGUGUGGCGUGUGGCUGGACGCGGCGGCGCUGAAGAGGCGGAAGGUGCAGACACAUUUAAUCAAACCAGGCACCAAAAUGCUGACAUUGCUUCCUGGAGAGAGAAUACCUAAUAUUUCUUUUACUCAAAGAAGAGACUCGCAGAUGAGUAUUUCGUCCUUUGUCACGUUGCAACCAGGAAUGGCCAAUGACCAGAAGAGCAUUUUAUCUCGCAAAGAAAAUCAGAUCAACCAAGAGUGCAAGAGAACCCAGCCAGACGGUUUGGUCCAGGGAUUGGAGGAUGAUGGCUUGGUUUCACCUUUGGCCACUUCAACUCCUGCAGACAUCCAGGAAGCUGGACACUCUCCUCCAUCUUCCCAGAUUUCUAGCCACCACGGUUUGGAAACAUCGUCUUUGACUAUGAUGUCUUUGCCCCAGCCUGACAUCCUGAUGGGUGCUGGAUCAAGUAAAGCCUCCCUGGCUUCUUCCUCUACCCAGUAUGUGGAAAGUUCUUGCUUGCUGGACCAAAGAGAGGCCAGGAGGAAAAGGGAAUGGAUUCAUGGAUCUAAGACUAACUGUCCAGGCAUGGGAAGCCACAUCAGACCAUCUAGGGGUAAAUGCUGUCAGCCCUUGGACAAAGCUGAACUGGGAGGAAAGGGGUCUGCUAAGGAAAACAGGCAGGCCCCCGUGCCUCUUCAAACCUGGAGUAGGAAAAAAACACCAUCAGUGACAAAAAGCCCUUGUCUUUCUGUAUUUUCCUGGGACAGUGAAAGGAAUGACAGGGACUCCUGGAGUCAGCUUUUCACUGAGGAUUCCCAAGGCCAGCAGGUCAUCGCCCACAACAAUAAAAUGCCCUUUCAAGAUGUAACCAAUGUUAGGAAUCAAGGCUCAGAGCAGUUUCCUGACAGCCCUCAGGCUCAAUGCCAAGAUGGGCCUCCUGGGUUACACCUGCAGCCAAACCUGCUCUUUACCCAGGACUCUGAAGGUAACCAGGUUAUCAGACACUAGUUCUAAAUGUUUGUGUGGGUGUAUCUUGAAGUGGCAGAGAUGGAGGGAAGUAGGGUGAGGCUGGGUAAAGAGGAUGGUUUAGGCCACGUGGGAUGAAGCAGUUGUCAUUAUGGAACACUGUUCUGCUCUCAUGUAAAUAAAGCAAGUAAUGUGUGGUAGGCAUGCUUUUCCCUCAGUAA
Peromyscus leucopus (white-footed mouse) is the source of this 2063-nucleotide messenger RNA. RefSeq names its product aurora kinase A and ninein interacting protein (gene Aunip). Gene Ontology annotation, biological process: spindle organization. Gene Ontology annotation, cellular component: centrosome; spindle pole. The record is from RefSeq and is a predicted model, not a curated record. Lineage: Eukaryota; Metazoa; Chordata; Mammalia; Rodentia; Cricetidae.